Molecule: messenger RNA, 234 nt
Organism: Penicillium canariense
Lineage: Eukaryota; Fungi; Ascomycota; Eurotiomycetes; Eurotiales; Aspergillaceae
Exons: 1
Coding region: 1-234 (77 amino acids)
Source: RefSeq, a predicted model, not a curated record
AUGGCGAUCGUGGCUGUGAACUGCACAGAGCGGGGGCCCAGGACUCAGGGCCAGUUCUUGGACAAGCAGGAGAACGCGCUGCAUACUUCGGCUGUGCACGCGGGAUCGGGGACUCCCAUUGAGGAGGCCCUUACGGACCUCCCGUCGCUUGCGGAGGGAGCGGACCGCAAGCCACUUGCUGGAAAUGAGAUGGUGGAUCUCGGCGUCCCUCUCCAGCCUUUCACACCCCUCUAA